GACUCCACACCGCGGCGCGGAUCGGUGGCCUCGGGUCGCAGAAGGUGCAGAGAGAUGGGACCAUCAACCACAAAGAGGAAGGAGGAAGAAAAAUCUAAAGACCGAGGCAAGGAAAGGACUACUGCUAAGGAAAGAGGAGACGAGAGAGGAAGGGAGAAGGGGAGGAGACAACUCCGUACUUCUACUGGUAGCAGCAGGUCCAGGUCUAGUUCUACCUUAAGCAGCAGCUCUGGCUCCAGCUCAGAUUCCUCAAGCGGAUCAAGUUCCUCCAGGUCCAGCCACUCUGGUUCUCCCAGCUCCCGCUCCUCAUCCUCCUCCAGCUCUUCUGGAUCUUCGAACCCUUCUUUCAGACGCCAUGACAAUCGCCGCAGUUCCCACUCAGCGUCCAAAACACAGAGGAGAGGAGAUGAUAACGAGCCAAUGAAAAGGAGCCGAAGCCCCAAACCAACUAAAGUGCACUUGGGGCGACUGACCAGGAAUGUAACCAAGGAUCACAUCCAGGAGAUCUUUGCCAUCUAUGGGAACAUCAAGAUGAUAUAUAUGCCAAUGGACAGACACCACCCACACCUGUCAAGGGGUUAUGCUUAUGUGGAGUUUGAGUCCCCAAAAGAAGCACAGAAUGCCCUCAAACACAUGGAUAGGGGUCAGAUUGAUGGGCAAGAAAUAACCGCGUCUGCUGUACUGACUCCAAGAACCCGUCCUCCACCUCACAGACCUUCACCCCCACGAAGAAUGCCUGCACGUCCUCCAAUGUGGCGUCGCACCCCUCCUCGCAUGAGGAGAAGGUCCAGGUCACCCAGGAGGCGGUCCCCAGAACGCCGUCGCUUUCACUCCAGAUCUCCCGGCCGCAGACGUCCCCGCUCUCGCUCCAGCUCCAACUCCUCUCGGUAGAGGAGCAGCUCUUCUGUCCCCCGGUCCCUAAAACUUAAAAGACCUCGUGGACUCUCCUCCGCCACAUAUGCUUGGCGAUUCUGUUCAGCAACAUUUCUGAUGUAUUAUGGACUCGUCACAAAAAUAAGUUUGCUCUGUAACUAUCCGUCUUCAUGUAGAAAACGGACAGAUUACAAUUUUUUUGUUGUUCAGUUGAACCCAAGGAAAAGUGGUUUUUUUUUUUUUAAAAUAUAAUAUAAUGUGUUUGUGUUUAUUUUGAGAUGUAAUGUGUUUUUUUUUUUUUUUCCUGAGUUGAGCUCGAGACGUGCUGAUUCAAACCACAACACUGGUUCACCAUUUUCUGAAGUUUUGGACGUUUUGAAAAUAUACUUGAACAUAUACGUACAAUCUUUCCUUUUUAUUGCACAACACAAUAAAGCACAAU
This is a messenger RNA of Lampris incognitus (smalleye Pacific opah), 1315 nucleotides long. RefSeq names its product RNA-binding protein with serine-rich domain 1-like. NCBI's taxonomy places the organism in Eukaryota, Metazoa, Chordata, Actinopteri, Lampriformes, Lampridae. The record is from RefSeq and is a predicted model, not a curated record. Gene Ontology annotation, biological process: mRNA splicing, via spliceosome. Gene Ontology annotation, cellular component: ASAP complex; cytoplasm; nucleoplasm. Bases 55 to 891 code for a protein of 278 amino acids. The transcript is spliced from 7 exons. Gene Ontology annotation, molecular function: RNA binding.